Paramecium sonneborni is the source of this 1292-nucleotide messenger RNA. The record is from the annotation of a GenBank genome assembly. Lineage: Eukaryota; Ciliophora; Oligohymenophorea; Peniculida; Parameciidae.
AUGUUCAAGUAUAAAUCAUUUUGGAGAUUAUAUGCUUUCAGUGUAGUUUUAAGUAUUCCAUAGAUAGUUACUGGUUAUUUGUGUGUAUAGUAUUUGGAGUUUCCUUUAUUGGAUUAUGAAUGGUUUUAUAUUGGAUUAGCUUUAAGUUGGCUAUUUUCACCAUUGCUGUUAUAAGUCACUAGAUUCAAAUUAAUGGGAAUAAAUAUAAUUAUGAUUACUAUAGCAAUUAUUGGUAUAUCUACUGAAGAUUACACUUCUUAAUUACUCUAUAAGAUUUAUACAUGCAUUAUUGGGAUGUUAGAAGGCUGUGAUUGGUUAUUGACGAUUAGAUUUAUUAGAGAGUAAGUUGGAUGGGAAGAAGAAAGAUCGAUAUAUCUCAAUAAUAAUCCUUUAAUCUUUUUUUUCUUUGGCACUUUGUUAAGAAUUAGUUACAUAGAGGACUAGAAUUUUGAAGACUAAUAAAUUGUUAUUAGUAGUCUUGUGAUUUUAACUAAUUCUAUAAGAUUGAUAUCAUUCCUCACUGUUUUUAAUAAACAAAGUCUAGAGUAUUACUAUAGAAAAUUUAAAGAGCUUUAAGGCAGGGUUAUUAUUAGGAAUUAAUUUUAAGGAAAUAUUAAAGAAAUAGAAUACUUUUAUAUUUCUAACAAUGAAGCAUAUAGCCAACUAAAUAUGAAGACAAGUACAUUAUUUAAAUAAUAAUAUCGAAAUCGUUUUCUUGGAUGUAUAAUAUUAGCUCUUUUAUCUUGGUUGCAAUUGAACUAUCACAAUAAUAUAAAGAAAACUAAAGUAGUUUUAGAACACCCAUUACUCUAUUUAUUUCCUGCUUUUCUUAUAAUCGCCAUUCUCUGCUAAAUCAUCUAUAGAAAAUUUAGUAUAAUUUUAAUUAAAUUCAAGAUGUCAGAAAUAUAAUGAUAUUUUUCAAUAUAAUAUUAUUAAUUUUGAGUGCUCUUCAGUUAAGUAAAUUUAUUGUGAACUUUAUGCAAGUCUUAGAAAUAAUCAUAAACUGUGCAAUGCUAUAUAGUUUCAUCAAUUAUUAUAUUGGACUUAAUUUACUUAUUACAUAAUAAUUACCUUAUAAAGGUAUAACAUAUACAUUAAAUUUGACUUUCUUAUCAUUGUGUUUAGCACAGCAGAUUAAUCAAUUGUUGAAAUAAAAGUAAGAAAAUGAUGAAAAUGAUUCAAGACUUUAUUACAUAUCAUUAAGUGCAAAUAUAAUAUGUUUUCCAAUUCUAUUGAAAUUAAAGAAUGUAAAAUUCUUGAGAGAAUGUGAAAUCUAAUAGGUUUAUAAUUGA